GGAGGGGACUCAAGCAUGGCCUAUGAGACAGAGGAUCGUGAGAUUCAGUACUGCUUUCCUGCCAUCAACUCAUCAUGUAUCAAGGGAAAACACUCCAGACAUGAAUACAACAUUAUGUAUGUGUUUUUUUCAUUGCUGUCAGCAUGGACUGUGUUUCUGAACCUGCUGGUGAUCAUCUCCAUCUCUCACUUCAAGAAGCUUCACACUCCAACCAACCUGAUCAUUCUCUCUCUGGCUGUGGUUGACUUGCUUACUGGACUUAUUGUUAUGCCUGUGGAUGCCAUUAAACUGAUUGAGACAUGCUGGUACUUCGGCAAAUCUGCCUGUGGACUGUUUACUUUUAUCCUUAGUCUGAUUAUCUCAGCAUCUCUCAGUAAUUUAGUUUUAAUUGCUUUGGAUCGUUAUGUGGCUGUGUGUCACCCUUUACAGUACCCACAGAAAAUAACCACAACCAAAACCUUAAUGACCAUCUGUCUUUGCUGGUUUUGCUCUUCAGCUUAUAUCACUGCACUUUCAAGCAGUAAUAGACGUUUUGACACUUCAGACACAACAGAUGUGUGUUAUGGAGAAUGUUCUGUUACGAUGAGUUUUACAUGGACAGUCACUGAUCUGUUCGUGUCCUUGCUUUUUCCUUCUGCCCUGAUCAUAGCUUUAUAUUUGAAGAUAUUUCAUGUUGUACAUCAACAAGUUAAAGUUAUAAACUCUCUGUUGAAGAGUGGUAAAUGUGUAUUGGAAGUUUCAGUGAGGAGGAAAUCUGAGAGUAAAGCUGCUCUCACAUUAGGAAUCAUUGUGGCAAUUCAUCUUUUCUGUUGGUUACCUCUCUAUGUUUUUUCUCUUGCAGGGAGUGCAAUGUCUUCUGUCAUAGUGAAUUUUCUAACAUGGGUCUUCUACAUUAACUCAGCCCUGAAUCCUCUUAUCUAUGCUUUACUUUAUCCUUGGUUUAGAAAGUCAGUUAAACACAUCCUGUCACUUAAAAUAAUUCAGCCAGCAUCCUCUCUAGUGGACAUGUUUACAAAUUAUCAUUCAUGA
Molecule: messenger RNA, 1029 nt
Organism: Labeo rohita (rohu)
Lineage: Eukaryota; Metazoa; Chordata; Actinopteri; Cypriniformes; Cyprinidae
Product: trace amine-associated receptor 13c-like
Exons: 1
Coding region: 16-1029 (337 amino acids)
Biological process (GO): G protein-coupled receptor signaling pathway
Cellular component (GO): membrane
Molecular function (GO): trace-amine receptor activity
Source: RefSeq, a predicted model, not a curated record